Messenger RNA from Yamadazyma jaroonii, 2307 nucleotides. The record is from the annotation of a GenBank genome assembly. Lineage: Eukaryota; Fungi; Ascomycota; Pichiomycetes; Serinales; Debaryomycetaceae.
AUGAGUUCUCCUAGUAGUGAAGGAGAAGUAUUAGAUUCAAAUCCUACUAAUGUUCAUCUUCAUAACUCCGGAGUAGUUUAUAAUGGAAGAAUAAGACAUCAACUGGAGAAGGUGAGGUCAAGAGAUUUUGAAUUUGAUUUUGAAAUGGAAGAUAAUAAUGAUUUCCCUGAAUUAAAAGAAUCUUUGAUCGAUAAGAGACGUAAUUCUCAUAGUUUAAUUGAACAAGAUAAUAAUUCUCCAUUAUUAAAUUUACCUACAGAAGUUUUAUUACAAAUAUUUCAUCAUUUAGAGAGGAAAGAUUUGUUUUCUUUAUUAACAGUAUGUAGAGAAUUUAGUGAAUUAAUUGUUGAAAUACUUUGGUUUAGACCAAACAUGCAAAGUGAUACUUCAUUCAAAUUAAUUAAGAAUAUCAUGAAAGCUGAUCCUUCAACAACUCAUUGGAAUUAUAGAUUAUUUAUAAAAAGAUUGAAUUUAUCAUUUAUGACUAAAUUGGUUGAUGAUGAUUUAUUAACAUUAUUCAUUGGAUGUCCAAAACUUGAAAGAUUAACUUUAGUUAAUUGUACAAAAUUAUCCCAUAUACCAAUAACUAAAGUAUUAACUAAUUGUGAAAGAUUACAAAGUAUUGAUUUGACCGGAGUUAUUGAUAUUCAUGAUGAUAUAAUCAAUUCUUUAGCAUUAAAUUGUAAACGAUUACAAGGUCUUUAUGCCCCAGGUUGUGGACUGGUUAGUGAAUCAUCAAUUAUUAAUUUAUUGAAAUCAUGUCCAAUGUUAAAAAGGGUCAAAUUUAAUAACAGUGAAAAAAUUACCGAUGAAUCAAUUCUUACUAUGUAUAAGAAUUGUAAAUCUUUGGUGGAAAUUGAUUUACAUAAUUGUCCUAAUGUUACUGAUUUAUAUUUAAGAGAAAUCUUUUUAGAUUUAUCACAAUUGAGAGAAUUCAGAAUUAGUAAUGCUGCGGGUAUAACUGAUAAGUUAUUAGAAUUAUUACCCAAUGAAUUCUUCUUAGAGAAAUUAAGAAUCAUCGAUAUAACAGGAUGUAAUGCAAUUACUGAUAAAUUAGUAGAGAAAUUAGUAUUAUGUGCUCCUAGAUUAAGAAAUGUUGUAUUAUCAAAAUGUAUGCAAAUUACUGAUGCAUCAUUAAGAGCUUUAUCGCAAUUAGGUAGAAGUUUACAUUAUAUUCAUUUGGGUCAUUGUGCAUUAAUCACUGAUUUUGGUGUUGCAUCUUUAGUAAGAUCAUGUCAUAGAAUUCAAUACAUUGAUUUAGCUUGUUGUUCACAAUUAACUGAUUGGACAUUAAUUGAAUUAUCAAAUUUACCAAAAUUAAGAAGAAUUGGUUUAGUUAAAUGUGGUUUGAUUACUGAUAAUGGAAUUUUAGAAUUAGUUAGAAGAAGAGGUGAACAAGAUUGUUUAGAAAGAGUUCAUUUAUCUUAUUGUACUAACUUAACUGUAACUCCGAUUUAUUUAUUAUUAAAGAAUUGUCCAAAAUUAACUCAUUUAUCAUUAACAGGUAUUGCAGCAUUUUUGAGAAGGGAAAUUACUCAAUUUUGUAGAGAUCCUCCUCCUGAUUUUAAUGAAUAUCAAAAGUCUUUGUUUUGUGUGUUCUCAGGAAAUGGUGUUAAUCAAUUAAGAAAUCAUUUAAAUAGAAUUAUGGAAGAUAGAUCAUACUGGAUUGAACAAAAUGAAAAUAUGACUAUGCCUGGAUUUAUACCUGAAAGAAGAGGGGGUAUGAAUCGAAAUAUAAACAUCAAUCAAACAUUAGGUAUAGGUGUUGGUAAUUUGAAUAACAAUGAUUUAAGUGAUAACAUAAUUAAUGAUGAUAUUAAUGAUGAAAGACAAGGACAAAACCAAAAUAAUGACAAUGAAGAAGAAAUGAAUCUUUGGGCAAGACAAAGAGGGUUGGGAAUUCUACAAGGUAAUAAUGGUAAUAAUUUAAAUUAUCCUGAUAUGGCAGAUAUAAAUAGACAAAUCUUCAGAGAAUUAAACGAAGGUGAUAUAACAGCUAAUGAAAUGAGAGAUAAUUUCCAAAGAUUAGUGAGAAGUCAUCAUCAACAAAGGUUAAUUGAACAAAGUUUACAAGCUGCAAAUCAAGGGGCUGAUGGUGUAGAUUUCAAUAAUUUCCCUAAUCAAUUGAGAUUUGAUAAUAAUCAAGAUAAUAACACUGCAGGAACAGGUGUUUCAAAUGCUCCACAUAUAGUUCAACCGGCUGUCUUCCCAAAUAGUGAAACCACUAUUCCUUUAAUAAAUGAAGGGGAAGACGAAGAUAUCGAAAUGGAAUCUGCUGACUUAUUCCCAAGAAAUAAUAGAGGUUAA